Messenger RNA from Vigna angularis (adzuki bean), 3209 nucleotides. RefSeq lists its product as uncharacterized. The record is from RefSeq and is a predicted model, not a curated record. The transcript has 20 exons. NCBI's taxonomy places the organism in Eukaryota, Viridiplantae, Streptophyta, Magnoliopsida, Fabales, Fabaceae. The coding region runs from base 529 to 2958 and encodes 809 amino acids.
GACGUUCCUCGUUGUUGGUCCCUAAACUACAACACUGUAUGUAUGAACAUUAGAAUUGUCGUUUCGUCGUUUCUCGUUUCGUUUCGACGCCUACGAAGCUUCUACUACUCCCACUACCACAUUCAAUUUUGUUACCCUAAUUACUAUCGCCAACCUUUUUUCUUCUUCUUUCAAUGGCUUCGCAUUGCAUGGACCAUUUCACCUUCUAACACAAUCAAUUUUUCUUCACAGACGCAGAGAAAAAAACUACCUGAAGAAGUUGAUGAAUUAAUUAAUCUUAAAUACCACUUCUUUCUCUCUCCAACCUCGAUCCCUUCCCCUGCGCCACUUUUUCUUCAAAGCCUUUAUCUCUGCCUCAACCCCCUUUCUUUUCUAUUGUUUCCUUUAUUCCGCUAUUUUGUGUUUGUGUAUCAGACAGAGUAAACAUGAAACAUGAGAUGGUUACUGGUGUAGCUUUGAAGGAGCUAUGAGUAUAAAAUCGGAGUGCUAAAAUGGAUUUUUUGUAAUACUUAAGCCUGUUUGUUGAAGAUGCAAAUGGCUGGAAUGUCAAAGGAGGAAGUGACUGGUAGUCCUAAAUGGGGUGCUUCAAUUAUUAUGCAGACAACAGAGGAUGUGGCUAGAGCUGUUGCUUCUGCUGUGAAUUCCCCAAGGCCAUCUGUUAUAUAUUCAUCAAAAAAUGAUCAAGGUGGAAAUCAACUACAAAAGCUGCAGUAUCAAGUUACAAAAAUGAUAAAAGGAUUUUCUCGCCCUUCUGAAGUUAAAUAUAAUAAUUACAAUCCCGAAAUACUGACAACUCAGAAGCGUCAAUGGGCUGCAAACUUUCAGUUACAGUACAUGGACCAUAGGUCAUGGAAGGAGCCAACAAAGCUGUUUGAAAGCAUGGUGGUUGUUGGACUUCAUCCUAAUUGUGAUAUUCAGGCACUGCAAGCGCAAUAUUUCUUAAGAAAGUCUGAAGGCCCUGGUAAAUUAAGAAGUGCUCUUGGUUAUCAGAAUCAAUCCCGUGUGGGGCCUAUUCUUGAACCUCAGGUCUUAUUUGUUUACCCUCCAGAAAAACAGCUGCCUCUUAAUGACAAGGAUCUUCUCUCUUUCUGCUUCCCUGGAGGCUUGGAGGUUAAUGCUGUUGAGAGAACACCUUCCAUGAGUGAAUUGAAUGAAAUUCUUUUUGGGCAGGAACACCUUAAACAAAGGGAUCUGUCUUUUGUAUUUAGACUACAGGGUGCUGAUAAUUCAACUCUUUAUGGAUGCUGUGUCUUGGUUGAAGAGUUAGUGCAAAAACCCUCUGGAUUGCUCUCCCUGAUUUCUGAUAAAAGGUCAAGCUAUUCUCCUUUGAAACGUGAACGGCAUAUAUUAACUACACAAAGAUGUUACUGCAUUCUCUCAAGGCUCCCAUUUUUUGAAUUGCACUUUGGUGUUUUGAACAGCAUCUUCAUGCAAGAACGACUAGAUCGCUUGACGAAAAACUUUGGAGAUUUAGAUUUAGAAUAUGUUGAAGAUAGCUGUGGGCAAGACAAUUUUGGGGAAGAUUCAGAAUUCAUGUUGGUGAAUGAUAGAUUAGAAGAUAGACAUGAUGACAGUCCAAUGAUUUCUCAAUCAAGCCUAAGAAAUUCCUCACCGGAAAUAAUUGAGGAUGAUAGUAAUUAUCCCAAGAAAGAAAUAGUUAAUGCGGAGCUGCAUAUAUUUAAUGAUAGAGUCAAUGAUGGCAAUGACGUGCCUUGUGAUCUUGAGAAGGAUAAAAAAACUGUUAAUGAGGAAUCUGCCCCUACGAAUGCUGAGGAUUGUGCUUUGUACGGAGAUUCUUUUGUAACAAAUAAACAGUCAGAAGAUAGGCGUUUACCCAAUGCUAUUCUACCACUCUUGCGGUAUUGCCAGUAUGAAAGCUCUGAAUCUUCCUGCAGUUUUCAGGGUUCUCCUUGUGAUGACAGGAAUUUCAGGAGUGAUGCCGAUGAUACUGAGACAGAAGAUGCUUCAUUCUCUGGUCAAGAGGAUUUAAAUGACCUAAAUGGUAUUCUUGAGUGGGCUAAGGCAAAUAACUGUGGAUUAUUACAGAUUAUAAGUGAGUAUUAUUGCUUGAGUUGCCCUGCAAGGGGCACAUCAAUUAGAUUUCAUCCUUUGGAUCACCUGCAUCCCUUAGAAUAUCACAGACCAGAUGAGGCAAUUCUUAAUCUUGCUGGUUCAAUUGUUGAUUUGAAAUCUUUCAGUGCAGGUCUGGAAUUUGCAGAGGCUCAUAAUUCUCUUCUGGCUGAGGAGGAGGCAACUGCAUUAUCUACAUGGGCUGUUGGGUGCAUGUGCGGUACCUUGAGACUUGAAAAUGUGUUAGCAUUCUUUGCAGGAGCUCUACUAGAGAAGCAGAUAGUCUUUGUCUGUUCUAAUUUGGGAAUCCUAUCUGCGUCAGUUUUAUCAGUUAUUUCGCUAAUCCGGCCCUACCAAUGGCAAAGCUUGCUAAUGCCGGUUCUACCAAAUGACAUGCUUGAGUUUCUGGAUGCACCUGUGCCUUACAUAGUUGGUAUCAAAAACAAGACCAGUGAAGUUCAGUCAAAGUUAACUAAUAAUGUUAUCCUGGUUGACGUCAACAGGAAUCAGGUGAGGUCAUCAACAAUACCUCAACUGCCAAGGCAGAAAGAGUUGAUCGCUUCUUUACGCCCUUAUCAUGCAACUCUAGUGGGAGAAAGUUACUUAGGUAGGAGAAGGCCAGUAUAUGAAUGCACAGAAGUGCAGGUAGAAGCUGCCAAGGGGUUCUUAUCGGUGUUAAGGACUUAUUUGGAUUCCCUUUGCCAUAACAUUCGUUCUCAUACAAUAACCAAUGUACAAUCCAAUGAUGAUAAGGUAUCCUUGCUUUUGAAGGAGAGUUUCAUUGACUCAUUUCCUUAUCGUGAUAGGCCUUUCAUGAAGCUUUUCGUGGAUACACAGCUCUUCUCUGUGCAUACAGAUCUUGUUCUCUCUUUCUUCCAAAAGGAAUAGAGCUAUUUGGGAAUAUUACUACCAUGCAAAGCUUGAACGCAAGUUCAGUGUUGUAUAAUUUCUCUAAUUAUGUAUGAGUUAAAACUUUCUCCCUACAUGUAACGAAAAAAUUCCACUAGCAUAGGCUUGCUGCAGAUCUUGUAUAUAAUUAGUUAGAUAGUAUAUUUAGUCUUAAUAAGUGCUAUUAAGGUUUCACUCUAUGUAAAUCACAAUUUUUGUUUCAUACACCAAAAGUGAAAGUUUUAUGCCUA